CCCGCCAUCGAGCAGCUAGCAGCUGUGCGAGCGUUACAUGCUACCGCUGCAUGGCGAUUUCGCUGCUUGCCUGCAACGUCUCGUCCAUCACAAGACUCACGUCUGGCUCCUCGAGACAUUCACGUCGACGGCCACCAGAUUUGCAUCCAGCUCGGAAGCGUUUGAUUGCGUACACAGGGCUCACCGCUCGCAUCCAUUUUCCAGAACAAUCAUCCGCACUUGCGCAAGCUCGUCGUCGCCUCACUCGACAGGCGAGACCUAGCUGUGUUUUGUCUCACUUUGCUGUGCUGCAGCUAGCAAGUGCAAGCCUGCAAGCCACUCCCCUCCCACGACGAGUCAGGACAAUACACCUACUAGGAGGCACGUCGACCUGGCGGGCACUUCCAGUACUCUUGCAUCCAGCAGUCGUAGGAAGCAAUCCAAGGGGUAAACAGUCGCCCAGACCCUCCGCCUCUUUUGCACCACUCCACAUCGACCAACACCUCGUCAAGAUGGCAUUUCUUCCAGACUCGACGGCGCAUCCACCUGCCGCAUCUCAGGUCCUGCCCCCUUUCGCCGCCUCAGCAUCCGGUCUGCAAUCUCUUGGAUCUCAGGGUCGGCUUUCUGGCUUUGCGCGCUCCGACUCGGUAGCUAGCGUAGCUAGUCAAAGCUCCGAUGCGGGCGCUAGAGGCAGUCACAAGCUCAGCGCAAGGGUUCCCCCUCACGUCGAGAAUCGCUUGGAGUACUUGGGAAUGGAGAAGCGAAGCUAUGUCGCUAGGGGAUAUCGCUCUCCAGCAACUUCCAUUCCCGAGCCGAAACACGACAACGGCGUCUGGCCCUUGGGAGCUGGGCCUCCACCAGAAAUGAGCGAGAAGCAAUCUCGAUUCGAAGCAGCUUUGGCAGCGCGCACGCUAGGGGUCGGGCUCCACUCUGGAUCGCACGCCAAUCCUCGUCAAGCACUGAACGAAGGUAGCUCGCAGAAGAAGCUGGGCAAAAGGACGGCAGCUUGGAGCAGGACUGCUACAGCUCCUGCUCGCGAAUUGCUGCCUUAUGGAGGCUUUGAACGAGCGAGCAGCUUUAGCAGCGUCGCUACUGCUUCGCCGGCUAAUCACGCAGCCGGAGACGAGUGGCCGUCGGACAAUGCGCUCCAACCUGUGCAGCUCACACACGCUGGUGGACGCAACGCCGUUCUCGAGAUGGCUUUUGCAGAGGAGGAAGAGUACGGUGUGCCACCUCUUUCUCCCAUUUCUUCCAACUCGGAGGGAGAAGCGAGCCCAUCGACGUCUCCUGAAGAGUCUCUCCCCAGCUCAUUUGUUCACAAGCCAUCGCCAUUAGGAGGACUUGGCGCAUCGACUGCUUUGCAAGGGCGCAAAAGUGGAUUGGGAACGAGGGCCAAUGGCUUGAAUCGCGCUGCUGCACAGACCAUGCCAGUGCAAAAGUCGGAGCCUUGGACCCAGUGGAAUUUUAGCGAGGCGGCAAGGAACGACACUGGCUUCUGAAGCGUUGUGCAUGUUCAAGACGUUCAUAGCUGGAUGCUCCUGCGCCCACAGCCUUUCGUGUUCUGCCAGCGUUCGCUACAUCAGACGAGACAAACUCGCAGCGCCAACUCUUCUCGUUGGCUCAUACGUGACAUGGUCCGAUUUGAGGAGAAUCUUCAUUCAAGAUUGUGUUCAAUUGAUUUCACUCCACGCAAGCAUGACGCACAACACUUCGUUCCCAUACCUACACGACCACCAGAUUGAUACACAUGUUCCACAAUUUCUCGCUCGCCCCACGCACCGACUCGAGUGGCCAUGUCGCCACAUUUUCCAACAAAUCAUGCGCGUCCUAGUGAU
Messenger RNA from Ceraceosorus guamensis, 1814 nucleotides. RefSeq lists its product as hypothetical. Bases 51 to 1478 code for a protein of 475 amino acids. The record is from RefSeq and is a predicted model, not a curated record. The transcript has 3 exons. Lineage: Eukaryota; Fungi; Basidiomycota; Exobasidiomycetes; Ceraceosorales; Ceraceosoraceae.